GGGUUUGUAAAAACAAACAGAAAUACAGGGUGUGAUAGAACUGCUACACAUCAAAAAAGACUCCAAGAAGAAAAAGAGAGAUCAGGAGAGAGUGAGAUGGCGAGAAGGGAAGUUCUGAGCUCGUACCGCGCGCUUCUGAAAGCGACCAGGAAAACAUUUUCUGGCGACACUAUGAUGCUGAAGGAAUCGGCGUUAGAGGUAAGGAAAAAAUUUGAGGAGAACAGGAACGUGAGCUCAGAGGCCGAGAUUCAGAAGCUUCUCGAAGAAGCCGCCGAGGCUUCCGAUUUCAUCACCAACAUGAUCGUCCAGGCACAACUCAACACCGAUGCCGGAAGUUACGGUAUGCUCUAUAUGGAAAUAUAUCUAUUAAUCACUACUUCAGAGACUCGCAUUUCAGUCACUGUAAGACCAUCAUGUCAUGGAGCUUUCGUUAAGAGUGGUGAAGCCGGGUAAAGAGCAUGCUGGAGCAACACUUGAACUCCCCUCGGAAGAAAUUAUUCGGAAAUCAGGAUAAGGAUAGACAAGAGAGAAGAGGUUAGAACACGGUGUUCCCUCUUCUAGAUUUUUUAUUUAGGAUCAAUAAGUAGUAUUGCCGGUAAUUUUAUGGAGGUUCUUCAAAUUUUCUCUGCCUAUAUUCCUUUUUGUGGUUGUAAUUUUUUUUCUCCUAAUCCUUUGUUUCCUUUCAAAUCUAUCUGGCAGAGUGGACAGGAUAUAAAUCUGACCGGUAAAAGUAUAUGAUACCCUUCAUUUGUCCUAUGAUUACAUAAUUUAUCUAAAUUGUUUACUGGUUUUUUUAAA
Vigna angularis (adzuki bean) is the source of this 798-nucleotide messenger RNA. RefSeq names its product mitochondrial zinc maintenance protein 1, mitochondrial. Bases 97 to 453 code for a protein of 118 amino acids. The transcript has 2 exons. Gene Ontology annotation, biological process: mitochondrial respiratory chain complex III assembly. Lineage: Eukaryota; Viridiplantae; Streptophyta; Magnoliopsida; Fabales; Fabaceae. The record is from RefSeq and is a predicted model, not a curated record.